Messenger RNA from Theileria parva strain Muguga, 624 nucleotides. RefSeq names its product ribosomal protein S5. Lineage: Eukaryota; Apicomplexa; Aconoidasida; Piroplasmida; Theileriidae. The transcript has a single exon. Bases 1 to 624 code for a protein of 207 amino acids. The record is from RefSeq and is a predicted model, not a curated record.
AUGAAUUUUAAUAUAAAUUUAAUAUUAAAAAAAAUUUUGUUAAAAAACCAAAAAAAUAAUAUUAAUAAUAUAUAUUUAGAUAACUAUGACAAUAAUAUUUAUACAAAUACUAAAAAUUAUACACCAGAUAUGCGCAUUUAUAAAAAUAAUAUUUUUAAAUUAAUUUGUCCUUUUAGUAAAAAAAUAUUAUAUAAUAAAACAAAGUUAAAAAAACCAUUUUAUAAAAAAAAAAUAGUACAAAAAAUUAUUUUAAAAAUUCACAGAACUUCGUUAACAUUAAAACGUAGUAGAGUUUUUAGAUAUAAAAUUAUAACAUGUGUUGGAACAAAUAGACAAUGGGUCGGAAUAGGAGAAGGUAAAAACAGGUUGUUUAAAAGAUCAUAUUCAAAAUCUGUGAAUACAGCUAAACAAAAUGUGUAUAAUUUAAAUUUUGAAUGUAAUGAUUAUAAACAGCUAAAAUAUAAAGGAUGCACAUUUAAAGCUCUUAAUAUGACAGAAAAUAGAAAAAACCUAAAAAUGUAUGAUAAUUUAAUUAAAGUUUCUGGAUACCAAAAAAUAAAAUUAGUUUCAUACUCGUCAAAAACUUCUAUAAAUGUAUUAAAAUCUAUAUUACAUAAUUUUUAA